GCGGCGGUGAGGAGCCGACGUCAGCUGCGGGAAAUCCCCCUCCCGCCAGGCGCGGGUCUCUCUGGCCCGGAGGCGCUGGGCUCUCGUCGCGCUACGCCCCCUGCCCUUGGCUCCCGCACCCUGGACGGGCGACGCCGGGUGAUACGGAGCGCGAGAAUUAAGGAGGUGGGAAGGUGUGAGCCGCAAACCAAAGGAGGGCGGGAAGGAGGAGGAGGCCCCGACGGUGGUCAGGGGGCCAAGGGGUCCCGCCGGCAGAGGACUGACUGGCGGGCUGACUGACAGCGGCGGUCUCCGGUCCAGACGCGCGGAGCGGAGCGGAGCUGGGCGGCGCAGUGAGCGGAGUCAUGGCUUCGGGUGGGUAUAACCCCUACAUAGAGAUAAUUGAGCAACCCAGGCAGAGGGGAAUGCGUUUUAGAUAUAAAUGUGAAGGGCGAUCCGCAGGCAGCAUUCCAGGGGAGCACAGCACAGACAACAACCGAACGUACCCAUCUAUCCAGAUUAUGAACUAUUAUGGAAAAGGAAAAGUGAGAAUUACAUUAGUAACAAAGAACGACCCAUAUAAACCUCAUCCUCAUGAUUUAGUAGGAAAAGACUGCAGAGAUGGCUACUACGAAGCAGAAUUUGGACAAGAACGCAGGCCUUUAUUUUUUCAAAACUUGGGUAUUCGAUGUGUAAAGAAGAAAGAAGUAAAAGAAGCUAUUAUUUCAAGAAUAAAGGCAGGAAUCAAUCCUUUCAAAGUCCCUGAAGCACAGCUGCUUGAUACUGAAGAUUGCGACCUCAAUGUGGUGAGAUUAUGUUUCCAAGUUUUCCUCCAUGAUGAACAUGGUAAUUUGACAACUGCUCUACCUCCUGUGGUUUCUAACCCAAUUUAUGACAACCGUGCUCCUAAUACUGCAGAGUUAAGGAUUUGUCGUGUUAACAAGAACUGUGGAAGUGUCAGAGGAGGAGAUGAAAUAUUUCUACUCUGUGACAAAGUUCAAAAAGAUGACAUAGAAGUUCGGUUUGUGUUGAAUGACUGGGAAGCAAAAGGUAUCUUUUCACAAGCUGAUGUACACCGUCAAGUAGCCAUUGUUUUCAAGACUCCACCAUAUUGCAAAGCUAUAACGGAACCAGUAACAGUAAAAAUGCAGUUGCGGAGACAUACUUAUGGCAAUAAAGCAAAGAAACAAAAAACAUCUCUACUUUUCCAGAAACUGUGGCAGGAUUGUGCAGUAAAUUUUCCUGAAAGACCUAGACCUGGUCCUCUAGGAUCAACUGGAGAAGGAAGAUUUAUCAAAAAAGAAUCAAACUUGUUUUCUCCUGGUGCAGUUUUGACAGAAAUACCCAGGCCUUCAGGAGUUGCAACUCAAGCAGAAUCCUACUAUUCCUCAUCUGUGUCCAUCUCAAGUGCAUUGUCACCUCGUGUUUCAGCCAUGUCCUCCAUGGUAUCUCAGCCUUCUUCAAGCUGGUCCUCAGUGGCCCACCCCACCUCAUGCUCAGUCAACACAAAUCCACUGAGUGGUUUCUCAACAGGGACACUUUCCUCUAAUUCACAGGGUAUCCCACCAUUCCUGGAAAUGAAUGAUUUGAAUGCUUCUAAUGCUUGCAUUUAUAACAGUACUAAUGACAUAGGCAGAAUUGAUGCAUCAUCCAUGUCAUCAGCUGACUUAUAUGGUAUUUCUGAUGCCAACAUGCUGCCUAAUUGCCCUGUGAACAUGAUAACGCCCAGUAAUGACGGCAUGAGGGAGACUGAUAAUACGAGACUUGUGAGCAUGAAUCUUGAAAACCCCUCAUGUAAUUCAGUGUUAGACCCAAGGGACUUG
Messenger RNA from Hipposideros armiger (great roundleaf bat), 1802 nucleotides. It is a transcript of the gene REL, whose product is annotated as REL proto-oncogene, NF-kB subunit. The annotation marks the transcript as partial. Gene Ontology annotation, biological process: innate immune response; response to cytokine; non-canonical NF-kappaB signal transduction. Gene Ontology annotation, cellular component: nucleus; cytoplasm. Gene Ontology annotation, molecular function: RNA polymerase II cis-regulatory region sequence-specific DNA binding; DNA-binding transcription factor activity, RNA polymerase II-specific. Lineage: Eukaryota; Metazoa; Chordata; Mammalia; Chiroptera; Hipposideridae. The transcript is spliced from 10 exons. The record is from RefSeq and is a predicted model, not a curated record.